GGAUGGUUGUUGCCCCGGAAGUGCUUAUUUAUCCUUCCGGACCGGCUGUAAGGGGCGCUAUGGCUACGCCGAGAGGCUCCACGGGGACCAAAACGAAGGCGUCCGACGAUGGAGAUGCCCCUCCUGCUAAGAAAGCCCCCAUUUUCUAUGGGAGCCUGGAGGAGAAAGAGCGCGAACGGAUCCUGAAGGGGGAGUCGGGGAUGAUGGGCAAAGAAGCCGUCAAAGCGGCCAUCGAGGCUGGCAACAUCAACAUCUCCACCGGGGAAGUUUUUGACUUGGACGACCACAUCAGUGAACGCCAAGCGGAAGUCCUGGCCGAAUUCGAGCGCCGGAAACGAGCGAGGCAAAUCAACGUUUCCACGGAUGACUCCGAGGUCAAGGCCUGCUUACGAGCGCUUGGAGAACCCAUAACGCUGUUCGGAGAAGGCCCGGCCGAAAGGAGGGAGAGGCUGCGUAAUAUCCUCUCAGUCGUUGGUCCCGACGCCUUGAAGAAAACCAAGAAGGAUGAUGAAAAAUCCAAGAAGUGCAAAGAAGAGUAUCAGCAGACUUGGUACCACGAAGGGCCAACCACCUUGAAGACGGCGAGACUCUGGAUUGCAAACUACUCUCUUCCACGGGCAGUGAAGCGACUAGACGAAGCCCGGUUUUUUAAGGAAGUCCCUGAAGCCACCCGGACAUCUCAGAAACAAGAGCUUCACAAAUCUUUAAGGUCCCUGAAUAACUUCUGCAGCCAAAUUGGGGAUGACCGUCCUCUUUCCUUUUGUCACUUCAGUUCCAACUCCAAAUUCUUGGCCACAGCCUGUUGGAGCGGCCUCUGCAAGAUAUGGACCGUGCCAGACUGCAACCUCGUCCUCACUUUGCGAGGGCACAACACCAACGUCGGCGCCAUCGUCUUCCACCCCAAAGCCACCAUCUCGCUGGACAAGAAGGACGUCAAUCUGGCCUCCUGCGCAGCUGAUGGAUCUGUCAAGCUCUGGAGCCUGGAAAGCGAUGAACCAGUGGCUGAUAUAGAAGGUCACACGGUGAGAGUGGCCCGAGUCACUUGGCAUCCCUCUGGCAGAUUUUUGGGCACCACAUGCUAUGACCACUCCUGGCGUUUGUGGGACCUUGAAGCCCAAGAGGAGAUUCUUCACCAGGAAGGGCACAGCAAAGGGGUCUACGACAUCGCCUUCCAUGGCGACGGCUCCUUAGCAGGCACUGGCGGCCUUGACGCCUUUGGGCGUGUCUGGGACCUACGCACCGGGCGUUGCAUCAUGUUCUUGGAAGGUCACCUCAAAGAGAUUUACGGGGUCAGCUUUUCCCCUAACGGGUACCACAUCGCUACUGGCAGCGGAGACAACACCUGCAAAGUUUGGGACCUUCGUCAGAGGAGGUGCAUUUACACCAUCCCCGCCCAUCAGAAUCUGAUCACCGGAGUAAAAUUUGAACCGAAUCACGGCAACUUCCUGCUGACCGGGGCCUACGACAACACGGCCAAAGUGUGGACCCACCCGGGCUGGUCUCCCUUGAAGACUUUGGCCGGACACGAAGGCAAAGUCAUGGGCUUGGACAUCUCCAUGGACGGCCAAUUGAUCGCCACCUGCUCCUACGACCGGACCUUCAAGCUCUGGAUGGCGGAAUAAGCAGGGUAUUUCCACCCACGCCUGACCCUUUCUCACGUCCUAUUUUUUUUAAUUUACGUCCUUCCUUCCUUCUCUGGUGGGGCUCCGGAUUCUCGCCGUGGUGGGGGGAAACCAACCACAACCCCCACACACAGUUUUCAACCCCGGGGGAUAAAGGUUGGCUACCCUGUUUUUGGCUGAUCUCGGAUGGACACGCUUCCGGGGGAUCCAGGGGGGGUCCCCUCAGAUAGGUGGUCUUUGGGCCUCUCUGUUUGGGAUCGGGGCCCUUUUCUCUGUUGGGCAGAGAUCUUUUUUUUUUAAAGAAAAACAAGUAUUAAAGCAAAGUGGCUGCAUCUCUUUCAAAGCCUCCACCCGUUCCCUUGUCUGCAGUUUUUGUCUUUUGAAACUUAGGGCCUGAUGGGUUGCACAGGUGGUCCUCGUGUUAUACAGCCACCUGUUUAAUGAGCGUAAGGACUGAUAAAUCCUUCCUUCUAUCCCUUUCUUUCCUUUUCUCCUCCCUCCCUUCAUUCCCUUUUCCUCUCCUCCCUUCUCUUCACUCUUCACACAACACGGACUUCUUCUAAAUUCCCUUCUGGGCAACCAAAGUUGGAUUCCUUCCUGCCCUGCUCCCUCCUCCAUAAAUUUAAUUUCAACCCCCCUCAGUUGUAAUUCAGUGGCAGCAUUGACACAGUGAAUGAAUUAGCCCACAUUUGCAUUCACCCCACUGAAAUCGAACGCCAAAAAGGCCAGGUUUCCAGAACUGCGGAAAAAAAACUUCCCCUAAUCUUGGUCAAAACAAUUUUACCGUGGGGGAUGAAUGCAUUUGCUAGAUACACAGGACCUGGUGAACUUCGUAAUAUUUGGGCAGUGAGAAGAGCAUUUAAUAAAUAAACGAUGCAAACCAGCCCAGAGGAUGAAAG
Messenger RNA from Notechis scutatus (mainland tiger snake), 2521 nucleotides. RefSeq names its product pre-mRNA splicing tri-snRNP complex factor PRPF4 (gene PRPF4). Gene Ontology annotation, biological process: mRNA splicing, via spliceosome. NCBI's taxonomy places the organism in Eukaryota, Metazoa, Chordata, Lepidosauria, Squamata, Elapidae. Gene Ontology annotation, molecular function: U4 snRNA binding; U6 snRNA binding; protein binding. Gene Ontology annotation, cellular component: U4/U6 x U5 tri-snRNP complex. The record is from RefSeq and is a predicted model, not a curated record.